Molecule: messenger RNA, 852 nt
Organism: Mesorhabditis belari
Lineage: Eukaryota; Metazoa; Nematoda; Chromadorea; Rhabditida; Rhabditidae
Source: the annotation of a GenBank genome assembly
AUGACUUCUGCUACUGCUGGCAAGGAAAUGGAGAUCGAGAUUCUGAUCGAGGAAGGCGAACCACUGGGAGCGACCCCAAACGACAAGUUGACGAUCACGAAAGUGCAAGAGGGAACGGUGGCUGAAGGACAUUUGCAAGUCGGCGACCAAAUCUUGAAGCUCAACGGCUUCCCACUCAACAAUGCAAAUGAUUUCUUUCGUCGUCUUCGCUUCGCCCCACCCGUUGCCCGGCUCACUAUUCUUCGUGGAGGAGAGAAAGCUCGAGAGCUCGCCACCCGUGUCCACAUUCCAGCGGAUCGCGAAAAACUUAUUCAGCGUCGUGACGGAUAUGCAUACGAAUUGGCCAAGUUGAACUGGGCUCCCGGAGGACCAAAGCUCGGACUCGGCAUCAAGCACUACCAGAAUCGAGUGCUCGUCAGUCGUGCUGAUCCCGGAUCCCUUGCCGCCGCUUGUCUUCAGAUCGGCGACCAUUUGAUCGACAUUGACGGAACGCCCGUGACGGACAAAGAUGUGGCUCGAGAUCUUCUUCUAAAGGCACUCCAGACCAAGGGUGAAGUGGCAUCAGUAAUUGAGCGACCGGUGUCGGGUGAGGCGAAGCACUGGAUCCAACAAGCACUCGCCACUCAAACGGCUGCUCCUCCAUCUGUCCAAAUGAACUCUGAUGUGCGCGCCAUCGCCGCCAGACAACGUGCCGCCCUUCCCGCUAAAGCCACUAUUGUUCCUAAGUCGAUCCUCAUUAAACCUGGUGCUGCACCACCCAAAAAUCGUCGUGUGGUCGUCGCAGAGAAGACAAACAAGGAGCACAUGAUUGCUUCGGACAACGAGGGCCGCAAUCUGCGAUCGGUGAGGAAA